Molecule: messenger RNA, 325 nt
Organism: Neltuma alba
Lineage: Eukaryota; Viridiplantae; Streptophyta; Magnoliopsida; Fabales; Fabaceae
Product: zinc finger BED domain-containing protein DAYSLEEPER-like
Exons: 2
Coding region: 14-325 (103 amino acids)
Molecular function (GO): protein dimerization activity
Source: RefSeq, a predicted model, not a curated record
UCAUUAGCUACGGAUGGCAAAGGAUUAUCAAGAUAUCUAUGCAAUCAUGGAUCAUUCUUCUAUGGACAAGUCUGAAUUGGAAACUUAUUUAGAAGAACCAAUUUUGAAGCCUGAUAAUUGGAAAGAUUUGGAUGUCUUGAAUUGGUGGAAGAACAAUCAAACUCGGUUCCCAAAUCUUUCAAGGAUGGCAGCUGAUAUUUUGAGCAUUCCAAUCACAACUGUAGCUAGUGAAUCGGCUUUUAGUAUUGGUUCACGUGUUCUUACGAAGUAUAGAAGUUCCAUUCUUCCAACAAACCUUCAGGCUCUCAUUUGUGCUCGUAACUAG